AUUUCAGGUCAGAGGAGGGUGGAAAUGAUUCGGAAGGUCAAUUGCAAGGGACGACUAUGACGCGUUUCUUACGCGACAUUGAAGGAAAGAUUGUGCAAAAGGAAAAGGAAUGCCGCAAAUCGUUUAACUUACUCUACAAUGCAAGUAAACAUGGAUGCUGUCCAUGUGUGUUUCACAAGCUUUGCGAUGCAAAAGGUCCAACGGUCACGAUACUUAUCGGGACUCAAAAUAUCAUGUUUGGUGGUUACACAAGUCAGUCCUGGACAUCCGAAAAUGGCUCUUUUAAAAGCGACAAGAAUGCAUUUCUUUUUUAAAAAGAAGACAACGAUAGAAAUCCAAUGAGGAUAUUUGAAAUAGCACCGGAAAAUCAUCAAUGGGCAAUAUACUGCCAUCGAUACAAUGGUCCAACUUUCGGAGGAGGCCGUAUGACAAGUCAUGAUUUACUUACGUUUGAAUCAACGUUUAUAGAUAGGUUGAUUUCGGAUGGCAAGAUAAAAUCAAAGAACAAUGUUUUUCACUUAAAUGGAAAAACAAACAUAGGAAGCGUAUACAAAAGCAGUAAAAACGACGCCGAUCCCAUAGCCACCAAUGGGGGAAAGAUGACUGUGUCCGACGUCUAUGUGUAUCAAGUUCUAGAUGAGCCGGAAAUAGUGAUAGACCAACUGAAAAUCUACAUAGAGCAGCAUGAGGGCGUAGGUUCAAGCUCCACUAGGACCAAACUAUUUUUGCAUUUCUUUUUUUCUAUAAUGUUGCCACAGAACAAAAAGGAGAGAGAAUUCAAGCGAAAUACAGAUAAGUUGUUGAACAAACUUUUCUAUUUAGUUUGCUACGUUUGUAUAAAAAAAAUGAAUAAAUAAAAUUAUUGUCCACUAAAGGUUAUGAAUUAUUUCAAAUACUAAUUCUUGCGUUAUUUAUGUCGAACAAUCAUUGGUCAUUUAAUAAUACAAAAAAAACUGGGUCCUUCCCAAGAGUCUCCCCCACUUUUGUUGAAAAGUAGCAACAACCAUCAUUCUUGGUUUGUUGUCAAUUAAAUCUGAUUAAAAUCAUUUCCAAUUAACGCUACGCAUUGGAUAUGAAGACAGGCUAUUGAGACUCACGUUGACCAAUCAGAGCCUUACUUUCAACAUUUUGAAAGUGAAAGUAGAUGUUAAAAAUCUGUAUUUUUGUAUUUAACCUAGGUUUCCAGAAUUCAAUAUGUGAUUAUCACGUACGGGUUUAUAAUUCUAAUGAGAAAACUUUAGAACCACAUGAGAAUUAGUUAUUUUUCUUUUUUCCCAGUCAAAAUUGAAAAGCGUUUGUAAGGGGUACCGGACGUAAACUGCCUUAACCAUCGAUAAGUUCGUGUUCCUCUGUGGUGCAUUGGUUAAGAAGGCAGAAAAAUAUUUAUUUAAGGCAAAAUCCAGAGUCCAGUCCCUUUUAGCCAAACGCUUACUGAAACGAGUCGUCUGAUUGAUUUUAAAUAAAAAUAGAUUGGCGGAGAUAAAAAUAGAGAUACUGGAAAUCCGAUUAUACAGAAAGAUCUGUGUUAGGAAGAUGCUAAUAAAAAUGACAAAAAUACGCUUUUAAGUACUUUGAACAUCCUACGCAUAAAUCGCUAAAAACUAGCUUAAAGUGUGUGCUAUUCAGAAACCAGUGAUGAUAUAAUGUGACCAAAGUUUGGCCCGAGUACUUCGUUUCAGAGCAGAAUAUAGCAGUAUCUGAUCACCAGAUCAUGUGUCAAUUUUGUAAUGAGUGUGAUGCCGGCAUCCUAAAAAUCUGUCAAAAUGCACUAAACCUACCAUCUUUGUUCAAUGUAUCCUCAAUUCUCCUGAACGAUGUGAAUUACAGAAGUAACAAGAAUUCGAGCCCUUUUUCAUACCCAUGUAAAAUGCUCAAAUUCCGAUUUAAAUCAAUUUGACUGGUCUUCGUCGGCAGAUAAUGCAUAUUUUGCUAAACCUGAUUUCAAAUUCGCUCGAACCAAUCGUUUCAGUGCAAGUGCAUUUGUAACUGAAAACCCAAACAUGUUUAACGUUUGCAAUAAGGCCUUCCUGGGCCGUAUGCCGUCAGCAUCAUAAAAAUCCGUUAUAAUAUUAUAUAUACUGUUUUGGAAAUACAUACUAGCAGUAUAUCGACAUGUUUUAACGCAUCCUCAGGAUCUCCUGAACGAUGUGAAUUACAACAAUAACAAUGAUUUGCGCUAAUAUUCUAGCAAAUGAGAAAUGUCCAAAAUUACGAUCUCCGAUAGCUCUCUGUCGGCACAGAAUGCUUUAACUGCUAAAAUUGUUUUCAAUGUGUGUCUCAUACUGUCCCUGACGAUGACUAGGUAGAAAGAAUUUUUGCUUGAGUCAAUCGUUCCGGUGCAUAAUACAGCAGAAACUGAAUACCCAAACAUGUAUUAUUUUCGUUAAAAGGCCUUUUUAGGACGUAUGCUGUCGGUAUCCUGAAAAUGUAUGAUGUAUCUUUACAUGUUUUUUUAUCUUUACUGAACAUGCAUAUCAAAUAUCGACAUGGUUUAAUAGAUUCUCAAGCCGGCGUGAAUAAGGAUAAACACAAGCCCCGUUUAAACCCCUUGCUACCACUGCCAAGUUUAUGCUACAAAACGUCCCAUUCCAAUUUCUAGUCUGCUAUGAAACAACUUGCGUUUAAACUUGCUCUCACACAUACACACACGCAAGCAUUGAUUGACACAAACAUUUCAUGUUGAUUUCAUUAUUAAAAGCAUUUGAAUGCUUUUUGCUGAUGCUCCGUCAGUUAUAUUUUUCCAUAGAUUUGUCAAACCGAAAUUAUCUCUGUCUUGAUCAUGUUGCUCUUAUUUUCAAGUCUUUCAAGGGGGUUUCUACUAUUAUUUUUAUGCACUUUUUCAUUGUUUACAAUAAAUAUUGAAAUAUUUUAACGUCAAGAUAUUCUUCGAUGGUUCGUGCUAGACAUAAGGUUGAGUACUUGUAUACAAAUGUUUUAUACGUUUUAUUCUAGGACCCUCGUCUAAGAGAAAAAAAGGAAAAGCUGCGAGAACUAAAUGACUCGCUCCAUUGUAAAUAUAAAACGGAUCAUAUCAACAUAUUCCUGCUUGGUGAAGUCCGUUCUGGAAAGUCAAGUCUUUAUAAUACAUUAGCAACAGUCUUAUGCGAAGAAGUUGUCAAUUCAGCAUUGACCGGCCCAGAACAAUCAAGUGUGACGACUAGAUUACAUCGUUAUGAAUUAAAGACGGAAAAGGGAUAUGACAUGCCUAUCCAAGUUAUAGAUAUCCGAGGAUUCACUAUGGACAGAGAUUAUGAACAUGAAAUAGACAAAAUACUGGAUGGGAAUGUGAAACCAGGCUAUGAAGUUUUAUUUUACUUUUACAUUUUUUUGUAUUUAAUUUGUUAUCAGACUUAUAAAAGAGUAGUAUAUAUCAAAUCGAUACCUCCCUCGUUUCAUAGAAGUGCCACUUAUGCAAAUGAGGGACAUUCUAAAGAUAGAAUGUCCAUGAUGGUAGUUGAGAUUUAAAUAGCCCUCAUAAACUUUUAACGCAAAGAAGUACAUAUAAAGUCUAAAUAUAAACACGUUAAACUUUAAAAUCUUUAUAAUAUUCUUUUGAUCACCUAUUAACUGUAAUCAUAUGGACAGAUCUGUAUUCUAUGUUUGUUAAGUACUUUUAUCAAAACUUUCUGUGAAUGCAUACAUUCAUAAUAUCCGUCAAUUACCCCAUUUGUUAAAAACAAAUAAGAAAUAUACGAUUGAUUUGAGAUAAAAAUUUCACAAAAAACAAAUUGACCGGUAAACAUUUUGAAUAAGUAUUAACUACAGGCUUUUAUUUAAUGUUAAACAUUCUGAAGUUAAAAAAAUUGUAAAUCUUUUUUUCUUAAUUUUUACCCAGUUUGGCGGUAAAUCUAAGUAAAUAGAUAAGGAGAACACAUUAGCAGGAGGGCCAUAUAAAAUACACGUGGUUUGUUUUGUUGUUGACGUUACACAAGUUCCAAGACAACAACAUUCAAAAAUGGUUACGCAAAUUCGAAAAAUGAAAGAAAAAAUUCGGAGUAGAGAUCUACCUGUCAUUGGUGUUGCUAAAAAAAUUCGAUGUGCUUUGUCCCCAAAUCCAGGAAAACGUUGCAAAUAUUCAAAAAAGCGCAAAAGCUUUGGAUGCGGUAAAGCGUGCGGCAGAGUAUCUAGAAAUUCAAGAAAAAUGUGUUUUUCCCGUUGUAAACUAUACAGAAGAUACAGUUAUUGACAAAGCAAAGGACAUGCUCAUUUUGAAAGUGUUGGACUGUAUUGAGGAACAAGCAAAUGAUUAUCUAGAGCAAGAUUUAGACUGGCAAAGCGAACCGUCAAUGUGGACCAGUCGUAUUGAUUCACUCGAAAACAAAAAUGUGGUGAAAAGUAAAGAAGAGCUGCUUAGAAAAAUGAUGGGUGUUGAAGAAAGCGUUCGCAUCUUAUGUGUUGGUAGAACUAACACUGGAAAGUCAAGCUUUAUUGAUUCCGUUAUGUCUGCGCUGUCGGGUGAGAUCUCUUGUUGGGCAACUGCAGGAUAUACGCAGUCAAAGAAUGAAGAACGUGUUGGCAUUCCGGAUACAAAAAAGUACAUUCCGUACCAGCUGAAAGUUUCUGCAAAUGGAAAUGAAACACAAAAGACAAAUGUGUACCUAUGCGAUAUGCCUGGCAUACAUGAGACAAAUGGUGUACAGUUCAAUCAAAUAAAGUGUGUCAUAGAAGGACAUGUUCCGAGUCGGUAUAAAGUCCUCUCUGGAAUUAACGAGGAGAGCCCAGAGUACGUCAAGAAACCCGGAAACAGAGAUAAAAUCCAUUGUGUUUGUUUAUUCUUUGAUGGAAAUGAUGUCUCGGGGCGUGAAAUGAAAUGCAUUCAGGAGCUGAAAAAUUUGCUGCAAGACAAUGAUAUACCACUCAUUGCUGUGGUUACAAAGAUUGAUUUACUUGGCGUAGAACUUAAAGCAGGUUGUCCAAGCCCAUAUGGUGACCAGAGACUGACAAAUAGCAUAGUGGAUAUUGCAGAGAAGUAUGGAUUCAGAAGGAAUACUGUGUACCCGGUCAGAAAUUAUGUACAUGAAUGCACUGUAAACGGAACUAUGGACGCUCUACUUCUUGCUGUUUUCAUAGAAAUGCUGAAGCUGGCAAUUGAAACUAAAAGAAACCUUGACGCAGACGGAACUGCAGUUGAUCUUCCAAAUGUUUAGCGGAUGAUCAAUCUACUUGAUUCGUUAUUAUCUAAUGGAAAUAUUUUCUUUAUAAUAUCAAACAUUUUAGUGUUCCUAACACUUGACAUUUUACCACAACUUUCGGAAAGCAGUGACAUAUGAAUGCUUAGACAAAUGUAUUUAACAAUUGCUUGGAUCGAGAGUAAGUUUAGUGUGGAAAAAUCUCUAAAACAUUUAUUUUGUCGCUCUUUUGAUCUGUAUACGCACACGGACAAACCCUCACCUUCCACAAAAUUCCAGCACAUGUCAAUAUCGUUUCUCAUUUUUGCAUACUUCGUCUUUGCACAUGUAUUUACAGUACCACCAACGUAAAUAUUUGAUUUAAAUCAAUAUAAUUGUAAAUAUUUUAAAUAAAUAAGGGUAUAUGGGAAAGAAAUGUGUAAAUUAGAAAACAUUUUACAUUUAAAGUUUGUUCUUAUAGAUGAUGUGUACGUCAAUGAUAAAUUCGUUGACUUUCACCUGUUUGCCUUUGUUUUAUACAUUUAUCAAACAUAAAUCAUAGGAUUGACUCUUGUCAUCUUUUUGUAUGCGAUGACAUAAUGUAUAUUGCUAUGACGUAAUAAUAUAACUAGUACUGUGUCGUUUUGGUAUGCAUUAUCAUUUAAGACAUAAGAAGGAUGGGAGAAGUGCCGUACUAGUAUGUAGUCCUGAUAUGUGCACUAGUAUAUUAAUAAAUCUCUGUUGUCUGUCAUUAACAAAUGUUACGAAUGCACUAAUAUAUACUUGUUUCUUGUUUAUAUUUCUGUUGUGAAACUUUGGGGUUUUUUAUUUUUUAAUUUUUUCACUAAACUAAGAAAUAGUGAAAUGUUUAAAUACAAUAUUGUCUAAAACACUUUGCUUAAAGCGUUAAAUACGACUUUGAAAACAGCCAAUCAAACUUAAAUAUAAUAUGUCAUGUUUGUGUGCCAAUGUAUAUUUUUGUAUCAAUCCUCGCUUUCUCAAUUUCUGCGCUGAGUUUCGAAUUUUGCAUAGUUCUUUUGUUGUUAACAAUUCUGUUUGUUUUGGAUUUAACGCCGUUUUUCAACAGUAUUUCAGUUAUGUAACGGUAUGUGCAUGAACUUAGCCAGAGCAACCAGAGUAGCCAGGGUUAGGGUUAGGGUUACUCUGGCUGUUCUGAUUGCUCUGGCUUAAUUCCCACACCCUAUAAUUGCGGACAGGUAACUGAAUCAGUUUCCUUAUUGAAUUAUUUCUCCUUGUUACAGUAUAUAAUUAAUACAAUAGGGUUAUUAUAACAGUAGCUCGAUCUGGAUGCUGAAUGGAUUUUUGUUGAAUCUGAUCUCAUGAGGCGGGCAAGCGUCGACAUUGAUCCGACCUUGAAAAAUCCACGAGAGCUGAAUACAAAAUCCCAGAUCUAGCUACUGUUAUAAUGACCCUUUUAUAUACCUCUACCGUUUUGUUUGUUGUUUUGUUAUUGAAUGAAAUCUUCCAUGUUUAUGAUAAAAUGGAACUAAAUGGUGAAGUGUUUAUGUCCGCUAUUUAUUGAACUGUGUCAGAUCGUGCACAUUAAUGAUAGUAGUCCGGCAGCACACAAUGCGGCAGGUACAAUAAGGAUUUUAAAAGGUACAAUAAGGAUAUUUUUCUGUCUGUUCAUAUUUAAUUGUGAAAUACAAGCCGAUAUUUUACAGAAUUUAUAUAGGUUUAUAAAAAAUGCUAUAUAAAUAAGCACUAUAGAUUUUACAUCGUUGAAUAAAACCACUUUAAAACGUAGGCGUGCAAUUUACUCAGCAGACAACACUUAUUUGAGCUGUACAUUUUGGACAGAGUACUAGAUAUCAUGACAAGCCACUUAUAUCGUAAGUUGUUAUUAUCUAUAUUGCGUUUUAACUUGAACUUUAGGAAAAGUCCUUCUGUGUUUCAUCUUAAAUAAAUUAAGAUAUAGGUAGAUGUGUUUUUAUCAGAUUGCUCAAUUUGGUCCAUUUAGAAAGAUCAAAGCUAUAUAAAAAUUAUUUUUGCGCAGUACAAGCAAGACAACUAGACUGGAGAAUGAUAGUAAGUCUUACUGACUUUUGGAAGCUUCAAUUAACUAUACAGUCAGUCAACGCAAUAAUCUAUACUAUAUAAACAUUGCAAAAGUUUUUUAUUUACAGGUCUUGAUGUAUGUUAUCUGACAUUUAUUCUUCGGGGUUAUGCAUAAGUAUGUAGAAAAAAAGAAAGGUGAAAACAUAUUUCCUUGAAUGUCAGAUUAGAGUGCUGCAGAACUCUACUGUUAAAAUUCAACAACCCCAAGUGUUUUCUUUUCUCGGCGUCUUAAUGAAGAUUAAAAUGAGUUUAGGAUCAAGGAAAAUGUUUUCCUAUGUAUUUGGAUUUAGUAAAGAAUAGGUAGAAGCUUCCUUUAAAAAAUGGAAUUUUGUUGUGUUCAACGCAUGAAAUAGCAUUAAUGAAUUCCGUUCUAAAAAUAAGAGAAAAACACACUAUGAGAAAACCAACAUAGUGCGUUUGCGACCAGAAUGACUCCAGACCAGUCUG
Molecule: messenger RNA, 7634 nt
Organism: Mercenaria mercenaria
Lineage: Eukaryota; Metazoa; Mollusca; Bivalvia; Venerida; Veneridae
Product: interferon-induced protein 44-like
Exons: 13
Coding region: 4200-5147 (315 amino acids)
Molecular function (GO): GTP binding
Source: RefSeq, a predicted model, not a curated record